This is a messenger RNA of Carcharodon carcharias (great white shark), 799 nucleotides long. RefSeq names its product crystallin, beta B3 (gene crybb3). The record is from RefSeq and is a predicted model, not a curated record. NCBI's taxonomy places the organism in Eukaryota, Metazoa, Chordata, Chondrichthyes, Lamniformes, Lamnidae. Gene Ontology annotation, molecular function: structural constituent of eye lens. The transcript is spliced from 5 exons. Bases 3 to 650 code for a protein of 215 amino acids. Gene Ontology annotation, biological process: lens development in camera-type eye; visual perception.
CGAUGGCAGAGCAGCAGGACGUCCCGGAGCAGCUGGUAGCUGGGAAAGGCCAGAGUGCACCAGGAGCAAGUUACAAGCUCACAGUUUAUGAGCUUGAGAAUUUCCAGGGACGCAAGUCUGAGUUUACUGGAGAAUGUAUGAACCUGGCAGAAAAAGGUUUUGAAAAGGUGGGAUCAAUCCAUGUGGAAAGCGGUCCAUGGUUGGGAUUUGAGCGACAAAAAUACACUGGGGAACAGUUUGUUUUGGAGAAGGGAGAAUACCCACGCUGGGACACAUGGUCCAACAGUCACAAUAGUGAGAGGCUGCUAUCACUCCGACCCAUCCACGUCGAUGGCGGUGAGCACAAGAUCCAUCUCUUUGAGAAUGCUGGAUUUAAUGGAAGGAAGAUGGAGAUUGUAGAAGAUGAUGUUCCCAGCCUUUGGGCUUAUGGAUUCCAAAAUAGGGUAGCCAGCAUCAAAGCCAUCAAUGGAACGUGGGUGGGGUACCAGUACCCUGGUUAUAGAGGACGCCAGUAUCUAUUUGAGAAGGCGGAAUAUAAACAUUGGAAUGAAUGGGAUUCUAACCAGCCACUGAUCCAGUCUAUCCGUCGUGUUAGAGAUAUGCAGUGGCACAAGCGAGGCUGCUUUCAGGCCACCCCAAUCAGCAGCUGAAAGAGACAGGAGGAAGACCUUGAGGUCAGGGGCAGAAUGUAUGCAAAAAGAAGAAGAAUGAAAUAGAACAUACAAGUCUUUCAUCCCCAGGCUAUGAAAAUAAUACUGCUGCAAAUAAAAUGGUGACUGAGAGGAACCACUUGUAUGAA